Molecule: messenger RNA, 2680 nt
Organism: Labeo rohita (rohu)
Lineage: Eukaryota; Metazoa; Chordata; Actinopteri; Cypriniformes; Cyprinidae
Gene: mfsd6a
Product: major facilitator superfamily domain containing 6a
Exons: 8
Coding region: 282-2660 (792 amino acids)
Biological process (GO): antigen processing and presentation of exogenous peptide antigen via MHC class I
Cellular component (GO): plasma membrane
Source: RefSeq, a predicted model, not a curated record
ACCUAAUUAAUAUUCAUAAAGUAAGUCUCAAGUCGGUUUGUGAGCAGGUGAACGCCGGAUUCUUCCCACCAAGUAACAAAAAUGCCUUGACAAGGCAUCAAAUAAGGGGGGAAAUAUUUGUUUGUAGGGGCAGAAAAGCCAGUAGACAAAACACCGUCCAGUAAACAAACAUUCAUCGGAAAUGGAAGAAAAUCAACUUCAUCAUCGAAACCCGUCUGUUCCAAAGUGACCGACUCACCUGAAACUCCCGAGGCUACAGAAAUAUCAGCACCCCAGCAAAGAUGGCUGACGACCGUGUAGCUAUCUUAACUGACGACGAAGAGGAGCUAAAGAGGAGACACCUUGAGCGUUUCGACCGCCUGUCGCUUGAGAUUCAAUCAGAUCGGCCUUCGCAACCGUCUGAGGACAGUGUAUCCAACGACACAGUACCGACUCCAUCCCCUCAACACGACAUAAGCUGCUGUGAACGAUUGCUCCUGCGGGUCAACCCCCGCCUUCUUGUAUCAAAAGUGUUUUAUUUGUUCUUCUAUGCUGCAUAUGGUUCCCUCCAUCCCCUUCUUGCACUGUACUAUAAGCAGCUGGGGAUGAGUCCCACCCAAAGUGGUCUCUUAGUGGGAAUACGUUAUUUCAUUGAGUUCUGUAGCGCCCCUUUUUGGGGCAUUGUCGCAGAUCGUUUCAGGAAAGGUAAAGCAGUCUUGUUGUUCUCAAUGUUAUGCUGGCUGCUUUUUAAUUCUGGGAUUGGCAUUGUGCAACCGCCGGACAUGAAGUGCAAAGAGGAGAACCUCCCGACAACCACAGCUAUGGUACCGACUGCCCACACUACCGGAUCUAACGAGACAUUCUACCUCAGCAGCAGUUCCGUCCCGUCAACAAACCAGAUGAGACGCCGCAGGGAUCUGAUUGGACAUUAUUCUUGGCGAACCAUCCUCUCCUCUGAAGAACAUCGGUUCAAACGGGAUUCCAACUCAAGUUUUACUGUGGCACCUGAAGAAUUACCUAACGUGACACAAUCUGACCAAACCACCACCACCACCACCAUGAGGCCCAACUCAAGCACCUCCAUCUCAACAUCAACCCUCAACACCACAUCUGACACCACUACUCAAAGUACUACAACCAAACCAAACCAACCUCCAGAAUAUAACAUGGACCAGGUUCGCGCCAUAUUCCUGCUGAUUCUGCUCGUCAUCAUCAUUGGCGAGUUUUUUAGUGCUCCAGCCAUUACUAUUGUGGAUACGGUGACACUGCAGUACCUGGGUCCACAUCGUGACCGCUAUGGUCUUCAGCGAAUGUGGGGAUCUCUAGGAUGGGGUAUCGCCAUGCUCUGCGUCGGCAUUUGGAUCGACCACACUAGCACCAACCUUGUCAUUGGCAACAUGGAAUGCUACAUGGAAAAUUACAAGAGCUACCGUAUUGCCUUUGUUGUGUUCGGCGUAUUAAUGGGAAUCGCUCUGAUCGUUGCCACUCAGUUUAAGUUUGACGUUCAGCACCAAAGCAGGAGUGAAGGAAAUGAGGCUGGCAACCAGCAGCAAAACGCUCAACCUAGCGGUUCCCCUGGAACGGAGAACUCUGAGACCCCAACAAUCGUCCACGUUGAGGAGUUCCACUUCUGGGACUUGAUGCGACUGCUGUGCGGUGUACAGUACAGCACUGUGUUAUUCGUGGCCUGGUUUAUGGGCUUUGGCUAUGGGUUUGUUUUUACAUUCCUUUACUGGCAUUUACAGGACUUGACAGGAUCCACAACGCUGUUUGGUAUUUGUUCUGUCCUGAGUCAUGUGUCGGAGCUUGCUGCCUAUUUUACCAGCCAUAAAUUCAUCGAACUGGUGGGACACAUCAGGGUUUUGUACAUCGGCCUGGCCUGCAACACAGCGCGCUACCUCUAUAUCUCGUAUCUGAAGAAUGCCUGGACUGUGUUGCCCAUGGAAGUGCUGCAAGGCAUAACGCAUGCAUCUGUAUGGGCGGCGUGUAUCUCGUACUUGAGCGCGGCCGUACCUUCACCUCUCCGGACGUCCGCUCAAGGCAUCCUGCAGGGUCUCCACCUCGGCCUGGGCAGGGGCUGUGGGGCGAUGGUUGGCGGAGUAUUUGUCAACUACUUUGGUGCUGCUGAAACGUUCAGGGGAAUAGGAAUGACAUCGCUAGUUAUUUUGCUCAUCUUUUCAUUUAUUAUGUGCAUCACUGGCCAGAAUGAGAAAAAAGAGGACAAGAUGCUAGCAGAGAACAUUCCUAUCCCGUCCAGUCCUGUUCCCAUAGCGACCAUUGACCUGGUUCAGAACACAACAGACGUGGCGGCACCCGCUCGACCCGAACCCAAACUUCCGGCUCGGAAAACGCGGCACCAGGAAGAGCAGGAAGAUCUGAACAAGCCCGCUUGGGUUCCGUCCGGUUCGCCGUGGGUUACAGUCGCUCUCUUGUUCUACCAAAUCAGAGAGAUGGUCGUCAUAGCAAAGACCCCUGUCGAGGUCCUGUCCCUUCAGGACACAGAUGAGGUCCCGUCGGACUCCCGAGAAGACCAAUCACCUCCCGUCUUCAGCGAUGCUACUCAGCAGGAAAGCACUCCCAGCGGGCUCCAGUCCCGGGAGGACCCCGGGCCCCCAGGGGCCGCGCCACAGCUGGAAUUCCCAACAUGGGACACACAGCCUGCAUUACAACCAAACAGCUGAUGGCACAAAGUGACAAAGUG